Messenger RNA from Cotesia congregata, 1119 nucleotides. The record is from the annotation of a GenBank genome assembly. Lineage: Eukaryota; Metazoa; Arthropoda; Insecta; Hymenoptera; Braconidae.
AUGGGAAUUUAUAACAUUAACCGAGUAUGCAAAGAUUUAUUAGAAAAAGCGUCUAUAAAAAUCCCGAAAGAUCUAGAUUGUAAAAUUUAUGUCGACGGUCUUGUAGUUUGGUAUUGCGGACACUUGAGUGAACAACUGAACAAAAGAGUGGCAACUAAAAAAUUAACUACAGUACUCAAUCAACUCGAAUUCGAGUUUAAAUUUAAUGUUAAGAGAAUAAAAAUAUACUUUGAUGGUACACCUCCGGCUUAUAAGAAGAAUUCUCAAAAUUAUAGACCGCGGUUAGCACGUGCAAUUGAAUCUUGGGGCCGCGAGUUGAUGUUCAAUGACAAGAGGAUCCAAGUAGUACGACUGCAGCACGGGGAAGCGGAAAGUGAAUGUUUUUUCCAACGUAAUGGCAAAUUAGCGUCUAUCAUCAUCACUAAUGACACCGACAUUUAUCAUAUUGUUUAUCGAUACCAAAGACUAACUGUUAACGAUAAUGUUUACUUUUACAUAAUCGAUAAGAAGGAAUUAUUUGAUGCGUCAUUGUUUGAAACUAUUCUUAAUAAAAACGCAUUCAAACUUUUGAUAUUUUUACGCGGAAGUGAUUACAAUGACCCACUAUUUACUCCACAGAUGGUUAAAUCCAUUCUCGAUCUAAUAAAUAGUAAAAAAAAUUUUAAUAUUGAUGACAAUCGAUACUUCAAAAUCAUUAAUAAGAUAAAUGAUAUUAUGACUCAUCUAACACCGCACAAUAUUAAUAAAUGUAUUUGUUACUUUAUACUACUACUGGGGUUUAUAAAAAAUCGGUCUGAUGAAGUAUUAUUUGAGUGGCCAAGAUUUAAUGAGAAUUUUAUACUAAAAGAAUAUUACAAAUUGCUUAUGUGGAUGAUCAACUACUCUAAUAUUGGUCGUAAUAUACGCGACUAUAAUGAUAAAGUUAUUGACAACAACGAUAGGAUUGAAAAAUUUCUUUACUUGACAAAUAUUUUUCAGGAAUCUUUUAAAACUAAAUCUAUGGAUUUUACUGAAAUGAAAUCUUAUGAAGAAUUUGAAGAAAUUAUUGACGACAUAUUUAUUAGUGAAAUAAAUGAAGCUUCGCCAGAUGAGAUUAAAUUUAAUUUAGUAAUUGAAUAA